Molecule: messenger RNA, 3500 nt
Organism: Dinoponera quadriceps
Lineage: Eukaryota; Metazoa; Arthropoda; Insecta; Hymenoptera; Formicidae
Product: ABC transporter G family member 23
Exons: 14
Coding region: 1130-3364 (744 amino acids)
Cellular component (GO): membrane
Molecular function (GO): ABC-type transporter activity; ATP hydrolysis activity; ATP binding
Source: RefSeq, a predicted model, not a curated record
GUGGCUAGGUCACUCUUACUCUCGGUUUUCCCGUUUAUAUUCUCGCAUUCGUUCCUCAGUCUCUCCUAGCGACACGGAAGAUUAACACAUUUGCGAGUCUGGUAAUUGCGACGCUAAGUUAUACAAACGCCAGAUGUCAACAAGCCAGCCCGAGGUGUUACAGGAAUUUUUAUUUUAACUUUUGAAUUAUGAGUCCUCGAAUUUUAUACUUUCGUUGUCACCACGCGAUGCGCUUCCAAAUUUUGCUUAAUUAUUCGUCAGACAUCUCGACAUAAAUUUUGCAUCAGAACUGUGAACUUCCUCGAGUCCUUCGUAAUAGUGUUCCGAAGUUUCCGUUUGCAAAGUUAUAAAUCCUAAAAUCCUAAUUAUUUAUGAUAGUUUGCUAGUUAAUAUAGUGCUUCACGAAAUUUUCGAAACUUAGAGAAUAUAGUGAACAAAAUGCAAUUUUAGUUUCUUCUCGAUUUUAGAAGAUUGAUCGAAGGCCAGACAUGUCAUAUCAGAAUCAAACGUGCAACUUUUAAGAAUAUCCGAAAGAUUGUGUGAUACAAAGAAAAGAAUUGCGCAUGUUCAACAGUUGUAAACAUAAAACCCUUUAUUGUGGACCAGUGAUCAUACAAAGUGCACGCGAUAAUACAUCGAUAAUUGUAAUCGGUUUGAUAAUUUCGCGUUCUGAUUGAAUGUGCAAAAUUUAUUAUUAAGAGGUAGACUGAAAUACAAAAAAAAGGCAAUUAAUAUAAAAAUAGACUGCUGUGAAAUAAGCGGUUGUAAAGUAGAUAUACAAAAAUAAACUAUUCGAGCAUCUAUUCAAACCAUUCAAAAGCAAAUUACUCGAAAGCACAUUUCUGAAGAAUUUCUAUAAGAGAUACCUUUUGAGAAGAUAUGCUCGGAUAUAGUGAAACAAGUGGAAUAUAUGAGUGUGUGUGUAUACGAAGAAGAGAAUAAAUAUAUGGAUAAACACGGAUAUGAGUGACGUAAUCGAGGAAAAACGAUGCGGCUGAUUUGAGCAAAGAGGAAGAAGUACUACACAGAAGUGCUCUCGAUAGGUGUAUGAUCCUAUUAUAUUAUUUCAUUCUUCAGCUAUACUCCGUUCGAGGAAACAACAAUCAACGUCGACGUCGAUAUUACAAAGAUGGAAACCGCAAAUUCAUCUAACAUUCUGAUGGAGCUCAAGACGCGGCGGCAGCAGUUCCAGACGCAGACGUCCACUUUGGAUACGCGAAGACGGCAGGCAGUCUGCGUAAGGCGGGCCUUUAAGAAAUAUGGCUCCAAAAACAAUCCAAAUGUCAUUCUGGACGGCCUGAACAUGACCGUGCCGAAGGGCGCGAUUUAUGGACUACUCGGUGCGAGCGGUUGCGGCAAAACCACUCUAUUGUCGUGCAUCGUCGGCCGCAGGCGAUUAAAUUCCGGCGAAAUUUGGGUCCUGGGUGGCCGACCGGGGUCCAAGGGAUCCGGCGUGCCUGGGCCCCGGGUCGGCUACAUGCCGCAGGAGAUCGCCUUGUACGGCGAAUUCUCCAUUAGGGAAACGUUUAUCUAUUUCGGCUGGUGCGCCGGCAUGACGACGGAUCAGGUGGACAGGAAACUGGAAUUCCUCCUCAAGUUUUUGCAACUGCCUUCGGAAAAUCGUUUCGUCAAGAACCUGUCUGGUGGCCAGCAAAGGCGAGUGUCCUUCGCCGCGGCCCUUUUAGCCGAACCCGAGCUUCUAAUUUUGGACGAACCGACCGUCGGUGUGGAUCCCGUUCUACGACAGAGCAUCUGGGACCACUUGGUGCAUAUCACGAAGGAUGGCAAUAAGACCGUCAUCAUCACCACCCAUUACAUCGAAGAAACGAGGCAAGCCGGAAUAAUCGGCCUGAUGAGAAGUGGUAAAUUUCUCGCGGAAGAAUCGCCGACGAAGCUGAUGGAGAUGCACCGUCUCGACACGCUGGAAGAUGUUUUCCUGAAGCUGAGUAAGAAACAGAAUCUGGGCUUACGUCGACGGAGCAGUAUUCUAAGCAGUAUAACAGGCGUCCCGCCGGAAGAUGACGUGGACGACGAGAUGAGUGGCGAAUUCGGCGACAAUGUAAGCGUUUCUAGUCGAAGAAGAAGCGUGGCUAUUGCGGACGAUGGCAAUGUGCCGGAAUUGCCGCCGGAGGAGAAAGGUUCCUCCAACUUCACCAUGCUCAAUCCGAUGCACAUGAAGGCUCUCAUUUGGAAGAAUUUCCUAUGGAUGUGGCGGAAUGUCGGAAUGAUGGCAUUUAUCAUCGGUCUACCGGCGGCUCAGAUCAUUAUCUUCUGCCUCUCCAUCGGGAAGGAUCCCAGGGGCCUUCAAUUGGCCGUGGUCAAUAAUGAAUUGAAUAACAGCAUGGAAUCAUGUAUACCUACGACCGGUUGCGACUGGUCGCUACUAAGUUGUCGAUUCCUUCAACAUCUGAGCAAAAAGACUAUAGUGUGGUUACCUUAUGACAACGAUGAAGCGGCCAGAAAUGCCGUGGAGAAAGGAUUAGCAUGGGCCACUAUAUCGUUCUCAUCAAAUUAUUCGAGUUCCCUUAUGGCCAGGGUAGAAGACGGAACAAAUGCCGCCGAUUGGGAUGUGGAAUUUUCUGAGAUGAGAAUCGUCAUGGACAUGUCCAAUCAACAGAUAGGCCAAUUACUGCAGAGGGACAUAUAUUCCGCAUACAUGGAUUUUGCAAGGGACGUCACUGUGGCAUGCAAUUACAGCGAGAAAGUAACGAGCAUACCUAUAAAUUUCAAAACACCGAUAUAUGGACCUCAGGAUCCUAACUUCACGGACUUUGCAGCUCCCGGAGUGAUCUUAACGAUUAUAUUCUUUCUUUCGGUCGCUUUGACGUCAGGUGCCAUGUUACUAGAAAGAAACGAGGGUCUACUGGAAAGAAGUCUCGUAUCAGGUCUCACUGGUACGGAGAUCCUUUUCGGCCAAGUGAUUACGCAGUUUAUGGUGAUGUUCGGGCAGUCAGUGAUGGUUCUCAUCGUCUGCUUCCCAAUCUUCAGGAUCACCUGCGAGGGUGACAUCGGUUGGAUCACUACGUUGACCAUUCUUACAGGACUCUGUGGCAUGUGCUUCGGAUUCGUCAUUGCCUGCUUCUGCGAGAACGAGAGAAGCGCUACAUACUUGGCAAUGGGGUCAUUUCUACCCAUCGUGAUGCUCUGCGGUAUCAUCUGGCCGAUCGAAGGCGUACAUCCCGUUCUCAAAUAUAUUAGCUUUAUAUUACCGUUAACAAAGAGCACGGAGUCAAUGAGAGCGAUGCUAGCCAGAGGUUGGCCGAUCUCAGAACCGGUCGUUUACUACGGUUUCAUCGCCACGUUCAUCUGGAUCAUCAUCUUCAUGACUCUGUCGAUACUAUUGCUCAAAUUCAAGAAGGGUUGAUUAAAAAAUAAGAGAGGGUAAUCUUAUAAAAAUGACAAAGAAUCAACCAAACAUCUUUUUGUGUGAAUUGUAAUAUAUUAGAUACCCCGAAAUUAUUGUAGUGACUGUUAUAUACUUAAACUUAAUAAAGACAGGA